Molecule: messenger RNA, 1501 nt
Organism: Bursaphelenchus okinawaensis
Lineage: Eukaryota; Metazoa; Nematoda; Chromadorea; Rhabditida; Aphelenchoididae
Source: the annotation of a GenBank genome assembly
AUGCCACAACAAGACCUUGAUUCAAAUGCAUCUACCGAUUCUACAGCACCAAACUUGAGUCAUUCUCCAAGGCGGUUGCCGGUGUUGAGAUACGUUGUAGACAUUUCGUUGGUUGCUAUCACAUGUAAGUUAACAUAACUGAAAGAGAAGUUAAAUUUAAUUCUUGAACAGAAAAAUUUACAAAAUUUAAGUUUUUGCGAUUAUAAAUUUAUUGCAAACUUUUAAAAGCGAUAUUUUAGUUUUUGUAUCACAAGUGAUAGUCAAAAGCUUUGGACCAGUUGAAAAUGGUUUCUACUGUAACGAUGCACGUCUUUCUUUUCCGUACAAAGGGAGCACGGUAACGGUAGUACAUCUACUUUUGUAUUGUGUACUGUUACCUUUGGUAUUUGUAAGUGUUUUUAAAAUAUUUAUUUUAAGUUUUUUUAUUUAAAUUUAACUUCAACUAGACCUGUAAAGAGGCUAAACCAAGCUCAGUUUUUUGGUUUUGCUUGUCCUUUAUAGAGCCCACAUGUGUAGAUCCAACCUGUCCUUUUUCAAAGUUGCCUUGAUUCGGCCUAAUCUGGGUUUUUUGAGGCUCAUUUCAGUUUCAAUCUUAACGUUUUUUCAUUUUUUUAAAACUUUUUACAAGUUACUUUGUAAACUUACAGGUAAUAAUAACCGAGCUAGUAAUGCUGUCAAUCCACCCUCAUGAACGCUACUCUGUAUACGAAUACCAUCGUGGUAAAGUUCAACGAUUUGGUAUUAGAAUGGCCGUAUUUUAUGGUUACUACUUUGCAUUUGAAAUAUUUGUAUUCCUGUUGACUCUCUACACUAAAAAUUCAGUCGGUCGAUUGCGUCCCCACUUUUUGACAGUAUGUCAACCAUCGUAUGAUCCGGCCGAUUGUAAUGUCGCUGGGGCAUUUAUUGGAAAUUACACAUGUAUGAGUGGACUGUCGGACAAAGUUAGAGAAGCUAGACUAUCGUUCUUCAGCGGACAUUCUAGUUUUGCAUUUGGUGCUGCUACUUUUACUGUGGUAGGUUUAUAUUUACAUUGAAGUGUAAAAAUACGAAGUUUUGAACGACUUGUAUCUUUGGCUUUCUUCAAACAAAAAACGAAAGUAAUUUACCGCAAUAAGUUUUUAACUUUUAGCUUUACCUCCAACACCGACUGAUCGGUCACAUUCGAUCUCGCAUCAUAAUUCCUUUGAUCCAAACAAUCGUCGUAAGCACAGCCUUGUUCAUCGCUGUAUCUCGUCUCUUUGACUACAAACAUCACUGGACUGAUGUUGGCGUUGGUGUCUCAGUUGGCAUUUUAACCAUGGUGACCUUGUGUCGCUACAGUGCUGGAUUCAGGUAUCGUGCACCACGUGAAGUUGAAGCAGAACUUGUAGCGUUGGAUUUGGAAGCGGAGAGGAAUCAGAAGAAAGAAAAAAUUAAUAUAAAUGCAUCUAUUAAACGGCCAGAAAGUAGCACUGGCAUGAUUGCCAAUCGAUCGUUUCAAUGGAUGGAAGCUUACAGUUAG